Messenger RNA from Patiria miniata (bat star), 1519 nucleotides. It is a transcript of the gene neil1, whose product is annotated as endonuclease 8-like 1. Lineage: Eukaryota; Metazoa; Echinodermata; Asteroidea; Valvatida; Asterinidae. The transcript has 7 exons. Gene Ontology annotation, cellular component: nucleus. Gene Ontology annotation, molecular function: nucleic acid binding; zinc ion binding; DNA-(apurinic or apyrimidinic site) endonuclease activity. Bases 142 to 1413 code for a protein of 423 amino acids. The record is from RefSeq and is a predicted model, not a curated record. Gene Ontology annotation, biological process: base-excision repair.
CUCAGACCGAAGACGGGCACAAUUGUGUAAUGUUUAUGAGUGGUGUUUACGUAAAAUCUCACGUGUGCAGCGUGGACAGUUGAUAACUGGACGAACUCGGAAAAUUCUCUCCUAAAUUCAUUUCCAAGUCUGAUAUUCAUCAUGCCCGAAGGACCAGAGCUUCACCUUGCAAGUCGGUUUGUGAACAGAGUUUGCAGUGGCCGCGUUUUUACGGGUAAAGUUGUCAAAUCGCCAGUCCACAAAAGUGACGAAGUUCCAUUCCACGCGCAAUCAUACAUCAUCACGGCCGCUUCUCGCGGGAAAGAAAUGCAACUUAUUCUGUCAGAGAUUGAAAACCCUCCGAAGUCAAAAGGCAGAGGCAAAAAGCCCAAAAACCUUGCCAACCUGAAAACAAUGAAGAUUUUGUUCCGGUUUGGAAUGUCAGGAAAGUUUCAGUUCACGACAGUUUCCGAGGUGCAUAAACAUUCUCAUCUUCAGUUUUUUACGAACGAUGAUCCAGCUAUGGUUUUGAGUCAUGUGGACGUCCGCAGAUUUGGAAGAUGGGAAGUUGACGCUGGUUGGUCUAAAGUCAGAGGACCCGAUCCCAUGUUUGAAUAUCAACUGUUCCGGUCAAAUGUAGUGAAGAACAUCAAGUCCAGUGCCUUUGAUCGACCUAUUUGUGAGGUUCUUCUGAAUCAGAAAUACUUCAAUGGAAUCGGAAACUACCUCCGAGCCGAAAUACUCUACAGGCUUUCAAUAGCACCAUUUGAGAAAGCUCGGAAUGUGUUGGAAGGGCUGAAUGAGGACCCACCAGAGGUCAAGCCAAAGGUGAAAGGUCAAGAGGUCAAGGUCAAAGUUGAAGAUCCUAAAGUCGACAUACUUCAUCUGUGUCACACGGUUCCACUGGAAGUGGUAAACUUAGGAGGAGGGGGCUACGAUCCAGAAGGGAAAUCCGCAGAUUAUUCCAAGUUUAACGCCUGGUUGCAAUGCUACUAUCAACCUGAUAUGAAUAACCUCGUCGAUCACAAUAAGAGAACGAUCUGGUUCAAAGGACCUGUUGGGCCUAUGGCUCCAAAAGAAAGCAAAUCAAGAAGUCCAGUUAAGAAGCGAAAGAAGAAAGAAACUGCUUCAGCCAACGAUGAGGAAUCCCCCAAGAAGAAAGCUAAGGCAGAAGAGAAAGCUAAAGUAAACACUGAAAAUAAAAAGAAAUCACCACGCAAGAGGCCAGCCAAAACUCAGGUAUCAACACCUUCAAGAAAGUCAUCCAAGAAAACAAGUGUCAAUGCCAAGAAAGUUGAGAAUACGCCAAGACAGGCCAAGACACAGAUACCAGAUGCUCAUGAGGUCAAAGGUUAUGCCACAAGGUCAAAGGUCACUGUCAAUGGCAUGAUGAAGAGUAAAACACCAAAGAAGAAGACAGCAAAACAUCGAUAGGAAUCUAUCGUAGCUGCUUAGAGACAAGUAUCACGCAUAGUGCUUAAAGAAUUCAACUUUUUUGUCAUGGAGGCCUAGUCAAAAAUUAAACCAGUUUCUCAUUCCC